This is a messenger RNA of Aspergillus tubingensis, 261 nucleotides long. RefSeq lists its product as uncharacterized. The coding region runs from base 1 to 261 and encodes 86 amino acids. The transcript is spliced from 4 exons. Lineage: Eukaryota; Fungi; Ascomycota; Eurotiomycetes; Eurotiales; Aspergillaceae. The record is from RefSeq and is a predicted model, not a curated record.
AUGCGAUCCCUGAUCCUUCAACAAAGCCACAACUCAAAUUAUACCGGGCGACGAAUCGAGAGCGUGACUUGGGACCCUAAUUUGAGGGUAAUACAGCUAGCUGCCAGCUACGAGCCCCCCGGCUGCAUAACACGGCAUUCACAAUGUGUGUGUUGGGUAAUGGAAUAUGUGCGGCAAACCAAACAAGCGCAAAUCAAGCAAUCGCCUGACUCUCAAGACGCCGUAGCUUCAAGUGUGAACCAGCAAAUUGAAGUAACGUGA